GUGGUUUGUUAAUGGUCGUUCGAAUUCCCGGUCUAGCAUAUUACUGCUCGUUCGCUGGGCGCAGUGUGAAUAGGGGUUGAAUUCCUCACCUUCCUCAUCCCCUAGCCCGUCGCGGGACUGCCGUGUGAACAUUUGUGUGUUUUUGCCGUGCAAGCGGGUUUGCUGAUUCGGCCAUCGUUGUGUGUACCAGUGCGACGAAGUUGGACGUACGGAAUCCGGUGUCGUCGCAGCCAAAGUGCUGCAGUGCACGAUAAAUCUGUGCGUAUAUCUAACUGUACGUGCGUUUUGUGUUGCCUGCCACAGAACGAGAACAACAUCCGGAGCACAAACACACUCAAAAUAACAUGGUAUGCGCGGAGGACAACGAAACGCGCUGCGUAAUCAACGACUCCCGGCCAGACGCAGAACAGAAGCGCUUCUCCGUGACAGUCCGCCGGCAUCACACCGUUGCCAGGCUGUACGAAUAUGCCAAACUGCAAUCGUCACACACCGACUUUGACCUAAGCCUGGUCGAUCCAUUGACGAACGAUUUGGUUUCCCUGCAAGACAAACAGGAGGAGAAGCUUUCCGAUGUGGGCAUAAGGUUCGAUAUUCCCAACUCACUAAUCAUCAAACCACGUGUCAGUGAUUUACAGUUUUUGGAUCCACUAGAAGACAUGUCUUCCGACGAUGAUCUAGCGCUCGGUGCGUCGGCCAGUCCGGUCGAGCCCGGUAACUACAAUGUGCCCAAUCCGCCCGCCCUACCGUCGUCUCCGUUCGACACGCCCUCGAGCGAUCGGACGCCGCGCAACAUACCCUUGCGCAAGGUUAAUAUGGAGAACGAGACGAAGAUCAGCGCAGAGGCGGACACCAGCAGCCAGCGUUACACCAAUCCGACGCCCACGAGCUACAUCGGUGGCAACAUGAGCGGCGGAAGCAUCAUCAGCACGAAUGGUUUUCAUCAUCGUCUGGGCGGUGGUGGGGGCGACACGCACCACAACUACCGUGGUUUGGUGAACCAGGCGAUGACCUGCUACCUGAACAGUCUGCUGCAGGCACUCUACAUGACGCCCGAGUUCCGCAACGCGCUGUACAACUGGGAGUUCGAUGGGGAGAACGAGAACAAAUCGAUCCCGUACCAGCUGCAGCGGCUGUUCGUCAACCUGCAGACGUCACCGAAGUCGGCGGUCGAAACGACCGAUCUGACGCGCAGCUUCGGCUGGGACUCGGCCGAGGGCUGGCAGCAGCACGACAUCCAGGAGCUGUGCCGCGUGAUGUUCGACGCGCUCGAGCACAAGUUCCGGAACACCAAACAGGCGGACCUGAUCAACCGGCUGUACGAGGGGCGCAUGAUCGACUACGUCAAGUGCCUGGAGUGCAACACCGAGAAGCAGCGCGAGGACAAGUUCCUGGACAUCCCGCUGCCGGUGCGACCCUUCGGCAGUACGGUGGCGAACGAGUGCGUCGAAGAAGCGCUGCAGGGCUUCGUGAAGCCGGAGAUACUGAACGACACCAACCAGUACUUCUGCGACAAGUGCAACAAAAAGUGUGACGCCCACAAGGGGCUCAAGUUUACCAAGUUCCCGUACAUCCUGACACUGCAUCUGAAGCGUUUCGACUUUGACUACCAAUCAUUUCAUCGCAUCAAGCUGAAUGACAAAGUCACCUUCCCCGAGCUGUUGAACCUAAACCAUUUCGUGAAUGCCUCGUCCGACUCGUCGGACUUCAAGUUGACCACCAGCACCAUCGCGGCUGCGGCUGCAGCCGCCGAAGCGGCGGCCACUAGCAACGGUAACGGUACUGGUCCAAUGAUGAUGGAGACGGCAGAAAAUUUCAUGAAGUCCGACGAGUGCAGUACCACGGACAGCGGAUCAGCACUGGAGGAAGAUUCGUUCCAGAACGGUGGUACGUCCGUCUCAUCGACAACGACGACACCGAACGAUCAGUUUAUGGUGCAGGACGAUGACGAAGGUAUCGACAUGGAGUUAAGCUCCAAUGGUAACAGCAAAUCGUCCCCGCUGAACAACAGCUUCAACGCACCCGGUCCAUACAAGUACGAGCUGUUUGCGAUCAUGAUUCACUCGGGCAGCGCAUCCGGUGGUCAUUACUACGCGUACAUCAAAGACUUCAAGAGCAGUCGCUGGUACUCGUUCAACGAUCAAACCGUCCAACCGAUCACCCAGGAGGAUAUACACAAAUCAUUCGGUGGUGGGUCAUACAAAACGAGCUACACCGGUGCUUACACAUCGAGCACCAACGCUUACAUGCUGAUGUACCGUCAGAUCGAUGGUGAAAAGAAUGCCCAACCCAUUUCGGAGGAACAGUUUCCGGACCAUAUAAAGCGCCUGGUAGCGAAGAUACGCGAUCAUGAAGGCAACCCCAGUCGCGAUAACUUGGAGAUGACGCGCCUGAAGGUGGCGUACGAAAAUCCGCACACCCGCAUCGUCAAGACCCAGCGGAUGGCCCUGUUUAACAACUCGACCCUGGCGGAGACUGUUCAAGAGGCGCUUCGGAUGCAUCACCUAAAGGGCGUAGUGCCCGUCGAGCGCUGUCGAUUGGUCGGAUACGAUAGCAAAAAUCUGAACAUCGAGCGCAGCUUUGAGGACUAUGAAGAUAAAACGAUAAACGAAGUUAUGUCACAGCUGAAGCGUUGCGACGGUCUACUGCUGGAAGUACGAGAGGAAGGAGAAACCUUCGAGAAAUAUCUACCUCAGGGUGUGAUGACGAAGGUGUACAAAGUCGACCCCAAUAGCCGCGAUGUGGAAGGCCCACUCUCGAUCCGUGCCAACCUGACGCAAACCGUUGCGGAAUACAAAGCCGUUAUUGCGCGGAAGCUGAAACAGAGCCCCAAGUCGUUGCUGGUUGGCAUGACCGUGCACAAGAACUCUCCGAAGCUGCUAGCGAACGAGGAGGCGACCCUAGCGGACGAGCAUUUCAUCGAUUACUGCAAGGUGUUCGUGAUGGUGGUAGUACCACCGCCGACCCAAACGAUAGCGGACGACGCCGAUCAGUACAGCCAACGGUUUCUGCACUUCAUCCAGCGGUUGGACCAUCUGGUAGCUUUAUACAUCGUGCUGCCCAAUCUGGAGCAAGAAACCCUCGAAAGUUUGGCCAUUCCCCGCCUAUCCAAAGAAACGUUAGCCAGCUUGGUCGGCACCGACGUGAGCUCCGCAGCCAAUAGCAACGCCACGGCGACCGCUGGUGACAGUAACAGUGAGGACAGUAGUCUGAGUGAUAACGACCGUACCCUAGUCGAGGAUGACUUCGGGCACAUCAAGCUGAACGGAGGAGGAUUGCAUUUGGCCAAUGGUACUUCAGGGGCCGGAUUAGUGAAUGGUGACACCGCCAGAAACGGUACCAAUGGCGGCAGCGUCACUCCGACCACCAAAACCAACGGUUUCAAAUACAGCCACGAUGAUGACUGGGACGUCGAUGAGGACGGCGAGGACGAAGAUGCGAAAAUUUUGCAAAACCUGCAAGAAUGCAAAACGCAAGAGUACUACUUCAAGGUGACACACUUAGGCACCGGAAGCAGCACGGAAUCGACUAAUGGUACAUCUACCAACGGAAACGGUACCUCUGCGGACGAUUGCACACGCAGCACCAGCAGUGGUGACAACGAUAAGCAUAUUCAGGUCCUCAUCGAUAAACGAUCCAGCCAGGCGUACCUAAAGUACCGGCUCCAGUCAGUCCUGCAGAUAUCGAUGGAAUACUUUAAAGUUUUCUCGGCAGGCAAUCUCUAUCACCAGAACAACGAUACCGCUAAUCUGCUGAAUGAAUUUGAGUACAAGGAUGGUGAACGGCUUGCCAUCGAGCUGGGCCGCCAGCUGCGCAAGGGAGAGUACAAAUUGAACGUGAGCUACGUAAACGUCAACGAGAUGACGGAGGAGAUGGACAAGCUGCCCUUCCUGUGCACGAUGGUGGUCAAGAACGGCCAGACGUUCGGGCAGGUCAAGGCCAACAUUCUGGCGCACCUGGCCUCUACGCACGGCGAAAACCACAAGUACAGUCACCUGCACAUGAACAACUGCCGGUUGCGCCGAAAGGGCAUCAAAUAUCCGGCCGCCGUCUACAAGGACGAUGAACGGAUCGGUAAGGAUGUCACCCUGACGCAACAGGUAGAGGUAUUCCUGCAAGAGGUUGAAGAUCUCGAGCGUGUCACACCGAAUGACGUGAAUGAUGCAGUGUUGCUGCUAAGAAGAUGGCUUCCGUCGGAAAGGAAGCUAGGAAAUUUCCAGGAAAUCCUUCAUACUGAGGAACUCGAGUUGAAAGAACGACUAUCUCAAAUCAGCGGCAUCCCAGUGGAGAACGUUGAGUACGUGAGAAUACAGCAUUCGUCGCUCCAGUGUGACAAUGUGCUGAACAUUCACGGCUUGAACUGGAUAUCGAAGCCGCACUACGCCGUGGACGACAGUGUGCUGUUCAUCCACGGCACCCUGCUUUACUAUCGUGAUCGUACGGAACCAUUAAAGGAGCUGACGGCCGACGAGCGCAAGGAGUUGGCGAAGAAGGACACCACCCGGACCGGUUCGACGUAUUCGCCCCGGAAGGAGCGGGCACUCAAAAUAUACCUGGACGCUUCGCCUAAGAAGGUUGACGACUGAUCGCCACCGACCGCCGGCGGCGCUGGUGGUGGUAGUGAUGAUAACAAUGAUGAUGUGCAUGGUGGUGCCGGCGACGGUGGCGUCAGCAAGCGCAAGAAGAUUUGUCUGUAGAGCAACUGUAGAGGAUAAAACGGUGGAUUUUUUCCGCGCAUUAUCGUUGCUGGACCGUUGGAGUAGUUCAGUAGACUUGCAGACAGACAGACCAUGAGCGAGAAAGAGAGGAAACUAAAUUUAUGUUGGUCGAGAGAAGACCAGAGGUUGUGUUUGUCUCCUACGCGAUACCACUGAUCUCAGUCGUUGGUCAGAACCGGUAGAAUGUUUCGUUUCACGGUUAUUAUUAUUUUUUUUUCGUAUCCCUAAAAUCCUUUAUUCCCCUCACAUUAAAAUUGAACGCGCGAGUACGGUGUGUAAAUUAGUGUGUUGUGGGUUCGAGCCAACACGGCGCGUGCUCCAACAACUUGAUGUGUAAAGUUAACAGAUACACCGGCAACGAAGAAUGAAAAACCAGCCAGAGUAGCGCAGGAUCAACGCAAUCGGCAUCUGGAACGAAUGAUUUAGAGAGUGUUUGUGUAUGGGGUGUAUGUGUCUCUAUAAGGUAAGAAUGAGUAAAGUGUGUAAGAAAAAACCAAUCGCAAGCUAGGAAAGUGGCUCUCAGCUGGUCAAUAUGCUGAUUACUUAUCGCAGGUUCCCGGGGCCUGGUCAAUGUCAUGACGACGAGUUUGCGUGGCGUUGCGAUCAUGUAUUUCUUUUCUGUUUUUUUGCUAUAAAACCAAUGUAAUAUACCA
This is a messenger RNA of Anopheles coustani, 5368 nucleotides long. It is a transcript of the gene Usp47, whose product is annotated as ubiquitin carboxyl-terminal hydrolase 47. Gene Ontology annotation, cellular component: nucleus; cytosol. The coding region runs from base 345 to 4583 and encodes 1412 amino acids. Gene Ontology annotation, molecular function: cysteine-type deubiquitinase activity; cysteine-type endopeptidase activity. Lineage: Eukaryota; Metazoa; Arthropoda; Insecta; Diptera; Culicidae. The record is from RefSeq and is a predicted model, not a curated record. The transcript is spliced from 16 exons. Gene Ontology annotation, biological process: protein deubiquitination.